AUGGUUGAUGCUACCCCGGAUAUGUCACAUACUGAACAAAGUACAUUCAUCCUGAGAUACCUAACUUGUGAUGAAUGUGGUAAAUACCUGAUACAAGAGAGAUUUCUUUCAUUUAUUGAUGACAAUAAGAAGACAGGGGCAGACAUUUCAGAGAUGAUAUUAAAAUUUCUUAGUGAUUCUCAUAUUCCUUUUGAAGAUUGCAGAGGUCAGGGAUACGACAAUGGUAGUAAUAUGUCAGAUCAGAGAAAUCAGGUGAUUCAAGCUCAGUCUUCUACUGUAGAUAUUGAAGUAAAAAACAUAGAGGACUUGGAAACUGAAUUGCAGUCUCUCAAAAAAAAGUGGCAUUUAAUUUAUGAUGAAGCCAAAGUUGUUGCAGUUGCCAUGAACAUUGACCCAGUAUUUCGAGUCACUUGGAAAGGAAAAAGAAAAUCCUUUUUUGAUGACUCCGACUCUGAUGAUAAUAAGGUAUCAGGUGAAGAUUCACUUAUACAGACAGACGAACAUAGGUUUAAGAAAGAAGUGUUUUUUAAGGUUAUUGACACAGUAUGUGAGAGACUAAACAAGCGUUACCAGGCCAUCUUCCAGAUUAACAAACUAUUUGGGUUUCUGUGGUCAUAUCUUGAUAUGACUGAUGAAGUGAUAGUAAAUGAUUCUAAAAACUUUAGCACUGAGUAUAGCAAAGACAUCUCUAGUGACAAGCUAACUGAGGAAAUUCUAUCUAAACCUCUGUUCCUGAACACAGCCGAGAGCAUACUCCUGUAUCCCUUUAUUGUGGAUACAGCUAGAUGCGACUUUACUUUCAAGAAUAGCAAGAAAUCAGCAAUUUCCGCUAUAGAGGUAGAGGAGGAGGACAACUUCUUGGCUCUACACCACCUUCUAAAGACCUCCCACUUCGACUGGUAUACUUUCGAAGUGGAGGUUUCUGCGAGCUCUCGCGAUCCGCGCUCUUGCCACUUCGCGGAGAAAAGCCUCUCGCUCUGA
Molecule: messenger RNA, 981 nt
Organism: Macrobrachium nipponense
Lineage: Eukaryota; Metazoa; Arthropoda; Malacostraca; Decapoda; Palaemonidae
Exons: 3
Coding region: 1-981 (326 amino acids)
Source: RefSeq, a predicted model, not a curated record